Messenger RNA from Physcomitrium patens, 2633 nucleotides. RefSeq lists its product as uncharacterized. NCBI's taxonomy places the organism in Eukaryota, Viridiplantae, Streptophyta, Bryopsida, Funariales, Funariaceae. The record is from RefSeq and is a predicted model, not a curated record.
GAUUGGUGUGAACAAUAUGCAAUCCGGACAUCAAGCUCGAGUGAGCUUGCACUAACUGCGGACUCUCCUCCGCUUGUACAACAGUAUUCUAUCCAGCACCAAUAUCGAGUUUUGAGGGAGAUCCAGACGGAUUCCCUGCAGGUAGGUCCCGCCACACGGUGACAGCGGACGAAGCAGCAGCUAGGAAAACGCUGAAAAGCCACACCGUCAUCGUUUCUAGAUUCAGUAUAUGUGGGUCUCGUCACCAAAACUACUUUUCGAAGACCUACGCGCUGUCCUUCAACCAUCGCUUCUCAAGCAUUCCUACAAAAACACCUCGUAACCACCUGUCAGCAGAACUUGUCUCCGCAAUCGCCUGCCGGAUAGUGACAGCCCACCUGGUCUCCAGAGUAGGUUCGGAUGUCAAUAGCUCAUGCUGGAGUCCAACUGGGGCCAAUGAGUGAUUGCAAACUGUGCAGCUGGUUGGCUACGCUGGCGGGCCGUGUAGGAGUUGGUGCCUGCCGCGAAUAUUGGUGAAGAGGAAGGAAUGUCCGUCGGUUUAUAGUUAAGUGACGCGGUAGGUUAGUGUAGUGUGUUCAUGCUGUAGAGGCAGGGGAUUAUUUCCAAGAAACCAUUGCAGAAGUUUGGAGGUUGCGUGAAGCGCAGUUGACCUCAAUUUCAACUGCAGGCACACUAAGCAUAGGCCAGGCCCCCUUCUGCAAGAAAGAAAAGUUUUGCUUUGUACUACAAAACUAAUGUCUGGUCUGUUGUAAUUUCGGUUCUUGGGUCCUUGUGGAGCGAAGAUUGAAAUGCUCUUCAGGUUUGAGGGGAUCAGCUGGAAGAGCACUGUCAUUAAUCGGGAUCCUCAAACGUUUGUGAUAGGAGCGGCGUGGAAGGAAUAUCGUGCGUAAGUAACUAAGCUACAUUAUUAGGCUGUUCGAUUGCGCGAAUCUUUUGAGUUCUAGUAGACGAUUGAACUUAUGUCGGGUGUAGGAGGUAACUCGAAUCCCCCGGGAAAUGGCAAUCCGUCUGCCGACGUCCCCUACUAUGAUUCCAAUAAUCUUGCCCAGGUGAAUUUCAAUCCUACCACGGCAGUUCUCAUCAUCGUUCUGAUCGGGGGCUGCUUCAUGGCCGCGAUCAUCGCCACCUUCGUUCGAAGAUAUUGUGCUGGGAGCGGUUAUCCACCGGCUUCGUCCACAGCGCAAUCCACAAAUGUUUCCUCCAAACCACGGGGUCUUCGCAAGGAAGUGGUUGACGCGCUACCUCUGAUCCACUGCAAGGAUUUGGAUGAAAAAGAUGAUCGGGAGUGCCCUGUCUGCCUGACCGAAUUCGAACCGGAGGAUAACUUGCGUCUACUACCGGCUUGUAAGCAUAUUUUCCACCAAGAGUGCAUCGAUGCGUGGUUCGAUUCACACUCAACUUGCCCCUUGUGUCGUGCAAGCUUGCUGGAUCAUCCCGGGGCCAUUGAAAGUUUGAAUGGCGAGCAAGUCGCGCUUGGGGAGCCCGUAGAGACGAUUACAGAGGUUUCUGAGUACGGGGACAGCGACACUGAUUCGCAACGCGUGAGCAAUGUCUCGCCUCUAGAAGACCAUCCUACCAACUCAAUACCAAUGCCUGGUGCCCUCACAUCACGAGAAGACGAGCGAAACAGUGCACGCGGAACUCUAUCUCGAAACUCCCUUUCCUUCAAGCGCGCCGCGCGUGGUGUCGAAGCGUAUGAGAAGGGCGCAGCCUUACCCGUAAAUCCUUCCUCUAAGAAUGCUAGCUUUCGAAAACCACUGGUGGCACCUCCCACAAACGCUGGCAUCAGACGAUCGUCAUCCUUGGGAACCGACUUGAUAGCUUUGCGAAAUCUUCUGACAGGUGGCGAUAGUACUCUUGAUACUCCUGCUUCGUAUAGAUUGAAUGCCACUCGCAGCGCCGUACCGAAGUCUGAUGCGCCAUCUGACUCAUGGUUUAGACGAGCCAGAAGCAUGAACUUGGGAAUAGGGGAAUCCACCCUCUUCGGUGGACUCACGAGAGAGCGCUCUGAAGAUGAAUGGGUAACAAUCGACUUGGAAACUGGAAAAACUGCAGCUGCUGGACCAAGCUCAAGUAAAGGAGAAUCUCCCAAAGCUCCGAUUGCAUCGAGCGCCGCACCAGAGCGCUCGUGGUCAGAUAGGUUUAGUUUGGCCAGCAUAAGGGGUGCUCUCAGCAGGACGACCUCAGACAUUUCAUCGCGCACCCGCCAUUUGCCAGUUUAAAGAUAAGUGGUUAUGUCAUACCCUUAAUGGUCAACCCACGUCACUGAGACUACGGUAACGUGCAGUGUGCGAGAAAAAUCUGCGCAGCUGACAAGAAGAUCCGGAGAGAGUAACCACGAGGAGAAAGUCGCAGCUGGAUGAUCAGUAUUAGGAGCUGAUAUUGUUCCAACUUUGUUACAUAGUCACCGUUAGUCUCCAUUGACUGAUUUUAGUACAGAGAAGAGAUGUAGAUUCCCAGCGCGUGUACAGAGUUGUAGAGGCUAUCUUUGAGUCACCACAGAAGAAUUCAGAGAGUGCAGUAUCACAGUGACCCUUAAAUUUUAGGCAUUUUCACAUUUGCAAUUUUGUAGUGCAAUCUCAGUGUAAUUUACAAAUUGUUGAUAGAGCCAUGGCUUCUCACCUUGCAUCCUA